UGAUAUAAAAUCCCUCUGAUGUUUCACUUUCUUCUCUAAACCUAUUUAAUACCCAUCAAAUCCAGAGGCCUCCCCCUGUUUGGGGGAUCAGUGGUUCCCAGCUGGUAACAGGAGAGUUGGCUGGACCCUUUUCUUUUCUCCAGCUGGCACUGGGUGAGGAGGUCACUGUGAGUGCAGCAUGGGUCCAGAAGUAUCCCAAACCCCAUGGCAAAGGGUCUGUGUGGGGGGUUGAUUCCCGCAGUGCUAAGAUGUAGCUAGUAACAGGGCAUGGACCUUUCUUGCCCUCCAGGCCUUCCAUUCUCCUGUUAAAGAAGCACCCCCCAGGGAUCCCUCUGCUUGUGUGACUGGCCAGCAGGGGGCAGUAAUAACUUUCUAUCCACUUAGCAGACACAGUGAGGGCUGCAGAAUGACGUCCAUGUUUUUCUCCAGCUCAUCCCAUCCUCCCAUGACACGGGGAAGAGAAAUGGCUGCAGUGGAGCCAGCCCAGGGGCCGGUAACCUUCGAGGAGGUGGCUGUGUAUUUCACCAGGGAGGAGUGGGCUCUGCUGGUCCCCACUCAAAGAGCCCUCUACUGGGAUGUCAUGCAGGAGAACUAUGAGAAUGUGACCUCACUGGGGUUUCCAGUUUCCAAACCUCCUAUAAUCUCCCAGCUGGAACAAGGGGAAGAGCCCUGGGUCCCAGACCUCCAGGGUUCAGAGGAAAGAGAGAUCCAGAGAGUUCCCUGCACAGCUGAGGAAAGAUUAAACCAACUCAGAAUCUGAAGCAUAGCAGUGAGAUCUCUACUGAAAGCUUGUAGAUUGUUACCCCUGAUCACUGCAAGAGGUGUGUAUGAGUCCUAUUGAAGGAG
Messenger RNA from Gopherus flavomarginatus (Mexican gopher tortoise), 846 nucleotides. RefSeq names its product zinc finger protein 2-like. NCBI's taxonomy places the organism in Eukaryota, Metazoa, Chordata, Testudines, Testudinidae. The record is from RefSeq and is a predicted model, not a curated record. The transcript is spliced from 5 exons. Gene Ontology annotation, biological process: regulation of DNA-templated transcription. The coding region runs from base 407 to 760 and encodes 117 amino acids.